UACGUCAACAGAGUUCGGCGAACUCGACGGAGAUGGGUCUGCGGAACGACACUUUCACACUAUCGCUGUGACUACGAACGGAGUCUCACAUGAAGCGUUACUCCAUGUAUCUAGUGCUGCUGGUGCUGUCGGUGCUGUGCUGGCCGUCGUCGCAGCAGGAGGCGGCGCUCUGCGUGUACCGAGAGUACGCCCCCACGACUCCGGAGCUGUUCGGUCGCUUCGCAGGCAACGGCUGCUACGACUACGGCCCUGACUCCCGCUUCAACGUCAAACUGCGUGCACUGGCCUACCAAGAUCCCAAUGAUGGCAUCAUAUACCCUUGCUUGGCCUACUUCGACCCCGAGGCAAACAAAACAGUCCCAGUAUUCUUCAGUCCAGAUGACCCAAGAGCUAGUAAGAUGAUAGCAGCCUCAUUUGUUGAAGACCGUUUCUUUGACAACUGGGUGAGCUGUUAUAGGGCAGCAGAGGCAUGUUGUGCAAGCGCGGUUUCUGAUCAGGGUGGGGAAGGACAAUGCCCUCACACAUGGGACGGUUGGCAGUGCUGGAGGACCGCCGCUCCACAGACAGUGCAGCAGGCGCCCUGCCCCGAUUACGCCUAUACGUCAACACCGCCGAGCUGUACAUAUUACGCAAACAAGGAGUGUUUUGCAAAUGGCACAUGGUUUGCUACCACUAAUUAUGAAGGUUGCAACAUUGUUCCAAACACAAAAACUCGUCUAAUUUUCCAAAUAUCGAUGCUUGGCAUAUCAAUUGGUUCUGUAUUUCCUGCCAUUGUCAUCUGUUUUUCAUAUAAGAAGUUGCGCGUUCUGAGAGUCACUCUGCACAGGAACCUGAUGUGUGCUAUUGUAAUUAGAAGUAUUCUCACAAUUUCCAUCAAAGCUGGCAUUAUUCUUGAAGCUCUUCUUGCUGUAGAUAGUGAGACAACGGUAAUGGAAGGGAAUGGAGUUGGGUGUCGCUUAUUAGCAGUGAGUGAAAAACUUUCUGGCAAUGCAGUAUUUGCUUGCAUGUUGCUGGAGAGUAUCUUUUUACAUCGACUCAUAGCUGCUGCAAUGAAAGGGGUUCCCAGAAUGAGGUACUACUUCAUUGGAGCAGCAGUUGCAGUUUGCUUACCCGUUUUAGCUUGGGCAAUAUCUAGGGCUGUAGUAGACGAUACAGACUGCUGGGUGGUAGAUUCAAAUCUGCAGUGGAUAAAUGAUGGACCCAGAAUUGCCUUAUUGUCAGUAAACACAAUUCUACUCAUAGAUAUAAUCAGAGUGCUACUUACAAAACUAAGGCAUGUGACAUCUGCUAGAUCUGGAUACAUCAGAAGAACUACAAAAGCUACACUAAUGCUGGCACCAGUUUUUGGUAUAAAUAUACUGUUGACUGCUUACAGACCACAGCCUGACUCAUGCACUGCUGAACAGGCCUACUAUUUCUUCUCUUACUUCAUGGAAGGAAUGCAAGGCUUUAUUGUAGCACUCCUAUAUGUGUAUCUCAAUAAGGAGGUCCAGUCUUUGCUACAAAGAUCAUAUGUGAAUAUGAAGAUAAAAAUAUUUGAUUUCUUCCGCUGUGAUGAUGCAACUGAAAGAGCACGACAGGAACUACAUGUUCUUAUCAGGCGACUGACUUUACUGACCAAUGUCGAUGGGUGGAAUCAAAGCGUUCAAGAAGCCAAUAGCAACAAAAUGAAAACGCAGUCAAGUAAUAUAGAAAAGUCACCAACACUGAACCACAACAAAAAUAGUGAAACAGUAACCAUAAGGAACACUACAAGACCAAGAAGAUUAACAAUAACUUGUGAAGAGCCAACUGAAGUAGAAAUUGUAGCUACUCCAUCUGAUCAAAUUCACAUGCAAGAAAAUGGGUCAUUGUCAAGGAGAGUAACAGUUACAUUCAAUGAUCCAAGUGAUUCUUCUGAUCUUUAAUCAGGAGUAACUACUAUAACUUGAUCAUUUCUGAUUAAAAAAGCAUAUUUUUGUUGCUGACAAUAACUUUCAAGCUAUUGUACAUAUACCAAAUCACAUGACUGACACAUAAAAGUAUUACAGUUUCAUCACUUAUCAUCUCACUGUAGUAUUUGUGUUCUAACUUUCCACUUUCAUGUUAA
This is a messenger RNA of Schistocerca serialis cubense, 2089 nucleotides long. Its product is annotated as calcitonin gene-related peptide type 1 receptor-like. NCBI's taxonomy places the organism in Eukaryota, Metazoa, Arthropoda, Insecta, Orthoptera, Acrididae. The transcript has 11 exons. Gene Ontology annotation, molecular function: G protein-coupled peptide receptor activity; peptide hormone binding. Bases 90 to 1907 code for a protein of 605 amino acids. The record is from RefSeq and is a predicted model, not a curated record. Gene Ontology annotation, cellular component: plasma membrane. Gene Ontology annotation, biological process: cell surface receptor signaling pathway; adenylate cyclase-modulating G protein-coupled receptor signaling pathway.